AUGUAUCCUAUUAAAUUACAAAUGAUAGGACAUAUAGAAAAUGACGUAGCAUUUAUCAACCCAGCCAACGUAGUGUUCGUCUAUAUGCUUGUAAGAGAACUAGUCGAUGGAGACGAAGCUUCCGAGAGGGAACUUCGUGCAACCGUGUUAACGUGCCUCUAUUUGAGCUACAGUUACAUGGGCAAUGAAAUUAGUUAUCCUUUGAAGCCAUUCCUCGUCGAGGAUAGCAAGGAUAAGUUUUGGGAUAGGUGUCUGUUGAUCGUCAAUCGAUUGAGCUCCGAAAUGCUUGCGGAGCCGACGAGCGUGGCAGCCUAUCUGGAAGUGGCCUCGAACGGAGUCUCGUCGUCUCCGGAGUCGCGGUACCCACCAAGGCGGCUUGACGGAGCUAUACACACUUGUGGGUGCGCAUCUACCCGCACGGCUGCGACGUUACGACGCUCUGACGACGGUCGGCACGACGACGAGGAGCUGCGAUCGCAGCUUGACCCCUCCGCAUCGACUUCGGCCUCAGCCUCGACGUCGACGUUGCAACGCCAGCAAGAAAUUCAGCAACACCAACAGCAACAGCAGCAGCAGCACCAACAACAACAGCAACAACAACAACAACAACAACAACAACAACAACAGCAGCAGCAGCAGCCGCAAAAACAACAUCCGAUUCAUCAGGACAUUAUAAUCCAAGGUGGUCGUUGUCCAUCGUGCGGUCAACGACGAAAAGAGGAGAUUGUUUAUACGAUCGAAGAUUUAGAUGCGAUCGAAGCACCGCCAUUGGAGUCAACGAGAACACCGCCGCCAUCGGCAAGUCGAACCUGCAGCUGCGAGGUCUCCUCGUCGGUUGUCGAUGUAUCCAUUGACGAUGGGGAUCGAGUCGAGCUUCGUAAAUAUCGUAGCGUCGAGGCAAGAUGGGCCAACACGAGUUUCCUCUCACCGGACGACGCGAUCUGGGACUUAAAGAAACAUGCGAGUGAGGGUACUGAGUUCCGUUGGGCUCUUCAUACUUCUAGCACAGACGUUGACUUGGCUAGAAAGACCAAGUGCAGUUGUCACAAUUUAACGCCCGAAGAGAAGAAACCACACGAUGGGGUACAACGAGGUGAUCUUCGAAAGCAUCACAGUGCUGAGACGGACAAGUGGUCGAUUAAACCUGAUUAUUUGGCACCGCCGAUGCACGAUCUUAGAAAACACAGUAGCGACGAUACAAGGAUGGCACGUGAAGCCAGAUGGACUCUUCAGAUACCUGAGGUAUUACCUAAUCCAAAACCUAGAUGUACAUGUCCGAAGGCGAAGACGUUGCCACCUUCUCCGUCGCCCGUCGAGCCACCAAAGCUCGAGGAAGAAAAGUCGGAAGACAGGGUAGAAAAGGAAAUACCAAAAGAGAAGGAACAACCUGAGAGAAGGAUGGUUUAUUCGAAAUCCCUGACACCGGAAGAGGAACCAGUCGCGCCGUCACACGAGAGACCCGAACUGAAGAAACAUGCCAGCGAAGGAUCCAGAUUAAUUAAACAGGAGAAAGUAAAGGAACGGCCGAAAUUGGUACGUUCUGCCCAUCAAACCAAAAGUAUACUCAGUAUAACUGGUAUGUCGAAGAAAUGGGAACAAAAGGAAACUGUUGCGAGUCCAACCGAGGAUAUUAGAAAGCCUCGUGCUAAGUGGGCAAUGAAGACGCACUUUUCGUUGCCAGCCGAAAAGAAAGAAUCGAGAUGGUCGAGAGGUGAUUCAGCUGAUUCAGGUAAAAGUAAGAGUCUAAGAGAAAGACCAAGGUAUAGUAUCCGUAGGAGUAUGUCGCCUGAUCCGGAUCCAAGGCAAAUGACAAGACUGGAGAAUAGGAUCGUACGACGUUUAAUAUCGCCAGAGAUAACGGUGACGAAUGCCAAAUGGGCACCGUACGAGGACGCUUCGCCAUUACCAAAUGUUGGGGUUAAAAAGCGCGAGCAAAAGCAUAUCAGCGAGAUCAAAUGGACACCGUACGAUGGUUCGCCUAGUGAUGCCAGUGGUGGACCAAUCCGAAGACCUACCAUCGAGUCCGAGGAACCAAAAGAUUGGUCUCCCUUUCACAACGUUACACCGACUCAUUGUCCACCUAUGGCAACUAUGCAAACUCGUACAGAGGAAGAAGACUUUCGUUGGCGUUUUCUCAACCAAGUAUCACCCUUCCCAAUUUAUCAGGGUGCCUGGAAGGACGAAUCACCUGAGAAAACACCGAUUAAGAGAGCACCCAGUCCGAUCGAGUCUUCGCCUGUUUGGUCACCCCAGGUACCAACCACACCGGUUAAAAGACAGAGAUCGCAACAGCAACAAUUGUCGGUACAAACAUAUUCCCCGGCUCAACAAAGGAAAAGCAUCGUGAAGGAACGCCGUGGGGCAUCCAAAAAGAAAGCCGCUCUUCGUGCCAGAUCGGAAAGUGGUUAUCAAUUGGAGGAAAGAUUAGCACUGCCGCAACACACGAUAGUUCGUGCCUCGAGCGAAGAGCCAAAAGGUAGACAGAGACCACAGUUGCUAAGAUCAAAAGCCCUUCUCGAAGUUCCAACUACGAUGGACCCUAGCAAAAGGUCAUUAAGCGAGGAGGUACCUCGUAUGCGAUCUCGUGAGUUAGCUCGUGGACCUUAUAGAGCUCGAAGCGAAGAGGUGCCUAAGUACAAAGAUCCUUGGUUCGCCAAUGAGGACGGCGAGGCCACCGAACUUCGGCAAUACGUCACGACGGUCUAACUCUCGAUUCGUUAUCGACGAGAAGCAUUUCUUUCAUUUAUCUCAUUACUCCCAUAUCUCAAUUCCUCAUCGUUUUUUUUUUUUCUUUUUUUCUUUUUUUUUUUUUUUUUUUUUUUUAAUCAAACAAAUAUUUCAUUAAUCUUAAUUUAUCAUACCCUUAUCGUAUUAAACGUAAUCCAUUUCCAUUCGCCUUUCUUCACCGAUAAAGAUUCUACGAUGAGAAUCCUGUGAUAUUUGGAGGAUGGAAAAAUAUUCUCUCUUCUUUUUCCGAUUUAUUUCUUUAUUUUUAUUUUAUUUUCUUCUUUUUAUAUAUUAUAUAUAUAUAUAUUUUUUUUUGUUUUUUUAACGCAACGUACAAUACCGGCAAACGGACGGCAAUGAAAAGAAACUUCAACAAAAGGGACCUUCGAAAUAGGCAUUUUAAACUUCGUUGGCCUACGUGGAGAGGGAUUACGAUCGAGAAAAGAAAUAAAAAAAAAAAAAGAUGAAGAAAAAAGAAUGAAAGAAAGAAAGAGAAGAAAGAAAAGAAGAAAAAAACCAAUAGGAAAAUCAGGAAGAGAUAUUUAAAAGAAGAAAAAAAAAAAAAGAAAAAAAACAAAGAAAUUUACGAUUCUUUCGAUAAAUCAAAGUAAAGCUGCGUACGUCACGUUAAAAUGAGGAGAGAGGGUCAAGUAUCGACGAUACUCUAUCGUCUAUUAUUAUUAUAUUUUAGUCUAAUAAAAAGUGCGACACGUUUACGAAUUGAUCGGACGACGAUCGUAACGUGUAUUUCUUAAGAAAUAAGAACAUUGUCGAAAUUUUACGAUGAAAUAAAAGAAGAGAAAUAUAUUCUUUUCCGUUUCACGUUUGAUCGAGCGCGCAUCAUCAUCGAUAAAUGAUGUCAAACGUCGUCGUCCUCGUCGUCGUCGAAUUUAGAAACCAAUAUCGCACUAUUAUUUCUACGAAGAACGAUAUUAGAAUCGUGUUAGAAGUGAUAUUAGAUAAUGACACAACAACAACUAAAAAAAGAAAACAAAAAAAAAAAAGAAAUGAAAAGAAAAGAUAAGAAAAUAAAAGAAAAGAUAAGAAAAGAUUAAGAAAAAUAAAAAGAAAAUGAAAAUGAAAAAGGAUGGAAAAGGAAAGAAAAGGAAAAAAAAAAAAAACAACAAAAGCAAAUAACAAGAAAAAAGAUGCGAUAGUUAUUUGAACGUUUCAAGUAUAACGCUGUGAACGCGAUUAAAAAAAAAAAAAAAAAAAAGAAAAAAAAGAAAAGAAAUAGAAAA
This is a messenger RNA of Vespa velutina, 3968 nucleotides long. It is a transcript of the gene Cdk5alpha, whose product is annotated as probable serine/threonine-protein kinase kinX. Gene Ontology annotation, molecular function: cyclin-dependent protein serine/threonine kinase activator activity; protein kinase binding. The coding region runs from base 1 to 2706 and encodes 901 amino acids. The transcript has 3 exons. Lineage: Eukaryota; Metazoa; Arthropoda; Insecta; Hymenoptera; Vespidae. Gene Ontology annotation, biological process: activation of protein kinase activity; positive regulation of cyclin-dependent protein serine/threonine kinase activity. Gene Ontology annotation, cellular component: protein kinase 5 complex; cytoplasm. The record is from RefSeq and is a predicted model, not a curated record.